AUGAGAAUAACAAAUGACAAUACUCUGUACAUUGCUGAUUUGUCUAACAGUCGAAUUGUUGUGAUCGAACCUAAUUCAACUACGGCUAUAGCUAUUAUUCAAAAUGGAUCAGACUCCAAUCCUCUAUUUAUUGCGCCUAAUGAUGUUUUUGUCACACAAAAAUAUAUCUACGUCUUAGACAUAACCAAUUCUCAUGUGAUAAGAUUUUUCAAAAAUAGAACAAAUCCAGUCACCAUUGCAGGAAUCACAGGUCAAUAUGGAGGCCCUGAUAAUACAUCAACAAUUGGUACUUGCUAUAGCAUAUUUGUCGACAAUAACGAGAACUUGUAUGUGAGUGACUUUUCUAAUAACAGAGUGGUUCGUUAUUCAUCAAAUUCAUCAAGUGGUAUGCCUGGUGUAGUAAUCGCUGGACAUGCCAUCGGUGGAAGCAACGCUUCACAGUUCAAUGGACCAUGGGGAAUAUUUGUCAAUGAAGUUGGAACAUUGUAUGUUGCGGAUCUUUUGAACCAUAGAAUCCAAAGAUGGGAUAAUGGAGCUUCCUCAGGUGUGACUGUGGCUGGCACUGGGCUUGGUGGCAAUAAUUUAUCUCAACUAUCCUAUCCAAUGGCAAUCGUUGUUGACUCAAAUGAAUAUAUGUAUAUAGUAGAUUCAGGAAAUAACCGAAUUCUUCGAUGGGCACCGAAUUCAGAUACUGGUGAAUGUAUUGCGGCUUGUACUGGUAAUAUUGAAACUGGUGUUGAAACUCUAAAUUGGCCGUAUACAUUGGCAUUUGAUAGUUAUGGCUCUCUCUUUAUCAGCGAUUCAUACAAUAAUCGAGUACAGAAGUUUCAGAUACUUAGUAGUUUUGGUGAGUAG
Molecule: messenger RNA, 855 nt
Organism: Rotaria sp. Silwood1
Lineage: Eukaryota; Metazoa; Rotifera; Eurotatoria; Philodinida; Philodinidae
Source: the annotation of a GenBank genome assembly